Molecule: messenger RNA, 1048 nt
Organism: Oncorhynchus gorbuscha (pink salmon)
Lineage: Eukaryota; Metazoa; Chordata; Actinopteri; Salmoniformes; Salmonidae
Product: protein PELPK1-like
Exons: 3
Coding region: 306-773 (155 amino acids)
Source: RefSeq, a predicted model, not a curated record
ACCAAAACAGCUGUUAGACAUUGCAACAGGGAUAUUCUGGCAGGGUGUCUGUCCAGCAUUAGUUCUGAAUACGGUUGUGGUUUUGAUAACUAAAAUGGCUGUGACUUUUGGACUCUCUUUGAGUGUUUCUUGGAUUUGUUGCCUGCUAAUUGGUGGGAUAACGUGUUUUACCCUUCAAGGUGAUGCUUAUGGGCAUCCUGCCUGCACUGGACCUGAACCAACUGGAUCCCAAGCAAGUGUGGCAUCUGGUCCAAAUGCUAAAGCUACUGGCUACAAUACCCUGGCAAGUGUGACGCAGGGUCCAAAUGCCGCAACUGCCAACCAUGCCUCUGCAGAAGCGGCUGGCCCCCGCGCCUCAGCUGAAGCAACUGCCAGCCAUACCUCUGCAGAAGCGGCCGCAGGCCCCCGCGCCUCUGCUGAAGCAACUGCCAGCCAUACCUCUGCUGAAGCGGCCGUCGGUCCCCGCGCCUCAGCUGAAGAAACUGCCAAACAUACCUCUGCAGAAGCGGCCAUCGGCCCCCGCGCCUCAGCUGAAGCAACUGCCAGCCAUACCUCUGCAGAAGCGGCCGCCGGCCCCCGCGCCUAAGCUGAAGCAACUGCCAGCCAUACCUCUGCAGAAGCGGCCGCAGGCCCCCGCGCCUCAGCUGAAGCAACUGCCAGCCAUACCUCUGCAGAAGCGGCUGGUACCCGCGCCUCUGCUGAAGCAACUGCCAAACAUACCUCUGCAGAAGCGGCCGGCCUUGAACAGACGGCCCGACCCCUCAACAAGCUAGAUAGGGAGAUCAUAAUUUGGUUUGCCAAACUCCUUAAUCGUCUUUCCCCAGUUACUGUGCCUCCAUUUGAAGAAAAGGGCAAAGGUAAUUGAGGUGAGGAAUUAUGCAAAGUAAUGCGCUUGUUUGAAAUGAGGAACUCCUUCACCAUAUGACUAAAAUGUACAUCUGAUUUGGCCACUAUUGCUGACACUUAGGUUGUACGGUUAUGAUUUGGCCUGGUGUUCCUGCUACUCUUACAUUACUCUUACAUUACAUUACAAUAAACAAUUUGACUU